Molecule: messenger RNA, 1715 nt
Organism: Melanotaenia boesemani (Boeseman's rainbowfish)
Lineage: Eukaryota; Metazoa; Chordata; Actinopteri; Atheriniformes; Melanotaeniidae
Exons: 6
Coding region: 67-969 (300 amino acids)
Molecular function (GO): protein binding
Source: RefSeq, a predicted model, not a curated record
GUACACACAGUGUAAACUGCUCACAGAAAGGCACCAAACAGAGCCCCCAAUCCUUUGCCAGUGCCAAUGAAGACUCUUGAGGCUUUCUUCCUGGUUCUGAUGCUCUGCAGUCUUUACAAGGCCUUAGAACACAACAGUAAUGGCAUUCAGUGGGUUGAGGAUGCGGCUGAGAAACAAGGGCCUGUUAUGGAGGGGAGUGAAGCAGAACUGGUGCUGUCAAGCAUCUGGGAAGAGUUGAGGAAUCUGAGAGACAUGGUGGUGGAGCAAAGAACAGAGCUGAGGCAGCUGAUGGCACGAGUCAUAGCUACUGAUAUCCUGGUGGAGACCUUGCAGAAGGAAAAUGAAGCCAUGAAGGCGAGGAUGACAGCUGCUGAGACUCUGGCUGAGACAUUGCAGAUGGAGAUAGAUGGUCAAGCUGCAGAGCUUGCAGUAGCUCAGCAGAAGCUUGGUACUCUACAGGAAAAGGUGACGGUAAAUGAACUUGAUGUAGAAGAGCUACAGAAGCAACAGGAAGUGCAAAACGUGACUGUGCAGGAGCUUCAAGAUCUUAACCAAGCGAGAAAAGUGGCUUUUUCCACUUCUCUUCUGGCAGAUGGUGUAGGUAACACAAACCACAAUGAUUUUACUCAACUCAUCUUCAGAAAUGUCUUUACCAACACUGGAAACUACUACAACCCCAUCACAGGUUACUUCACGGCACUAGUAAGAGGAGUGUAUUACUUCAGCUUUACAGGCUACAUCGCCCACAGUGAGAACGGCAUCAGGAUGCGAUUGAUGAAGAAUGUAAAUCCCAUAGUUUUUAUUGGAGACCGUCCCACCACACCCACAGAUCUUGAGGACAACGCAUCCAAUGGUGCAGUGCUACAGUUAGAAGUUGGGGAUGUUGUGUCUGUACAGCUUAGUGGAGAUGUUUGGGAUGACCAUUAUCACAGAACAACCUUUAGUGGCUUUCUGCUUUUUACUUUGUAGCAGCCAGUGAAGAAGCUACAUGAAGCGUUCAUUCAAUGUCAGCUUUUCUACUGAUGGCAUAUUUGUUGCAACAAAAUUUAAAAUUUUUAUUUUCCUCUUUUGUGAAUGACUUUAAAAAAAGGAUGAUGGAAAAAGUUAGUAAAAGUUAUUUCAAAGUAUAUAAUAUGAAUUAUCUUUACCUUUUUAGCUGAAUUUAAAUAAUCUUUGAAUCUUUUAGUGUUUCACUCACUGCUUUGAUUAACCCAGUUCUUUCAAAUACAUCCAACAAAGGCAAUAUGAUAAGUAAAUAAUAUAAUAUUUUUUGAAGUAGCUCAUACAUACAGUACAUAAAACCUCUCAGAGGUCAAACAAUACGUCAAACAUCCCAUUUUAUUCAUAUGUCACAUUGAGGUAAGCAGAAAAAAGUAGCUGAAAGUGCUCAUGUGUGGCUCACACUUAUUAUCUCAUCAAUGUCUCAAGGCCAUAAAAUAGUUAGGAUGAUAUCAUGCUGUAUGUGAAUUCAUGCAAUUUGUAUGUAUUAUAAAAACAAUAUAUUUAUCUGAAGGAUUUUCACUUUAGCUAUUUUCAUAUUGGGCUUCUGUAAUAUGAUGUCAGAACUGAAGCUUAUGUGGAAAACUGACUGAAUGUAUGAAAAAUAAAGAUAGAACACACAACAUGCAGCAGGCAGCGCACCAACUUUGCAUAAUAAUAGAUAAAGUUACCCUUAAUAAAUCAUGCAGGAAAGAAAAUGUACUCUUCCUUUUUCU